Molecule: messenger RNA, 882 nt
Organism: Iphiclides podalirius (scarce swallowtail)
Lineage: Eukaryota; Metazoa; Arthropoda; Insecta; Lepidoptera; Papilionidae
Source: the annotation of a GenBank genome assembly
AUGCCAUGUGACCACGGCGAGAGCGGAGAAGUAAAAGUGAUGUGGGUGGUAGCCGCGCUCCUCGCGGUUGCUGCACUACGGGCUAGUGCAACCUCCUGUACAGAGGCGCGAACCCGAUGCGCCUACCGUACGGGAUGCGGCUACGCGCUCAACAACUACAUGUACCUCUGCAGUGAAGUCCUCUCCGAACCCACCAGCGUGUGCCCGAAGCCUUGUGAGCAUGCCCUCAUAGCGUUGACGUCCACCGAGGAGGGAAAGGAACUUAUGAACUGCGAGUGCGAGGACAAGUAUUGCGAGGAGGCGAAGCAACGGAUCGACGUCUGCCGUUCCCAAGUGCUGAGGGGCGCUGCCAACGCGACUUCGUCGUGCCGCCUCUCGCAGCUGAUCUGCCUCGCCGAUGCGCAAUGUUCCACUGCGCUGAGCUACUACAGGCAGCUCUGCCGCUCGAUGUAUCGCGGCAGGAAGUGCUCCAACCGCUGUCUCAACUCGAUAGAGAUACUAAAGAAGCAGGAUAAGGCCGCCGCGCUGACCGAGUGCCGCUGCGAUGGCGACGAGGACUUCGACUGCCCGAGGAUGCAGAGCAACCUCGCCCGCCUCUGCUUCCACAAGCACCAGAAGAACCACACGCGGCCCCACAAGAAAACGCCGCACGAGGAAACCCUAUCCGCCGCCGGUCUAUUGCGCGCGUCGAGGUGGACGGUCUACUUUUGCCUGUUCUACCGUUUAGUGUACACAUAUCCAGAUAGAGCGGUGGACGCCUCAGCUCACGGGCGCGUGCGCGGGCGUCGCUAUAAAUAUGGCGGCGCUGGUGGUCCUGUGACAAAUGCCGCAUUGGACGCUUGCCGUCGUUGCAAUUCGGCUUUCUACCGCCACAGCCCAGUG